CCCGGCCCCGCCGCCCCUCAGCCGGGGCUCGAAGGAAAGUACAAAUUGAGACAACUCAGUAGCUAUGAAAAAAGGCAAGAAGAAAGAUGUCAAGAAGAAAGAUGCCAAGAAAGAUGGUAAAAAGGCAGCUGGUGGUGAGAAGUCAGAAGAAUCUCUAGGUACUAGAACUGAGAGUAGCUUAACAACACUGCCAGACUUGCAGAAUGAGUCAGUGAAUGAAGAAACUCAGGCAAUUCCAGAGGCACAAGAUAACGAGCCAGGGGUAGAGGAACCACCAGUCCAGCGUGUUCCCCAGAUUCAUGAGGAGCCUCUUCUUGCUCAAGUGAUUAUAAAAAGCUAUGAAGGUGAACUCUAUGAGGGCCAAGGAUUUAUGUGUUUUGAGGGAGGAAAUACAUACAAGGGUCUAUUUUCUGAAGGGCGUAUGAAUGGAGAAGGGACUUACACAUGGGCUGAUGGAGUAAAGUAUGAGGGAACAUUUACUAAGAAUAUGCUGAUGCAUAAUGGCCGUUACACCUGGAAUGAUGGCAGUGUUUAUGAAGGAUCAAUCAAAAAUGGACUUAGGCAUGGAUAUGGAGUUUUCAGAAGUGGUACUCAUCCAAUUUCUUACACUGGUUAUUGGUGCAAUGGCAAAAGACAUGGAAAGGGUAGGAUUUGUUAUGAUCAGGAACAGACCUCCUGGUAUUCAGGUGAAUGGGUAAAUAAUGUCAGAGAAGGAUGGGGAAGGAGACGCUACAGAUCUGGAAAUACCUAUGAAGGUCAGUGGAAGAAAAAUCUACGACAUGGAUAUGGAACAAUGAUAUGGCUGACAGAUAAUCAAGAGUAUGCAGGACAUUGGGAGUGUGGCAUACAGAAUGGUUCUGGCAUCCACAUAUGGUUUUUGAAGCGAACGGAAAUGUCACAUUAUUCUCUGCGGAAUGAAUACACGGGUGAUUUUGUAAAUGGGGAGCGCCAUGGGUGUGGGACGUUUAUUUAUGCUGAUGGAACCUUGUACCAUGGAGAAUGGGUGCAUAAUAAGAAGCAUGGCAAGGGCACCUUUGUCUUCAAGAAUGGUGAAGUUUUUCAAGGAGAGUUUGUAAAUGAUCAUCCAGUGGAAUGUCCUGCUCAUCAAGGGACUGCUGUGAAAGGCGAAAAUCUGAGAGCCACUAGCACAAGAAGUCAUUCUGCAACUAGAAAGACCGCAAUCAUCAAUUCCUUGGGAAAGAUGUUUACUCUGGGAUCAGAUACUGAUUUGGAUAUAUCUUCACUGCUUGAAUUGUUGCCAAGAGAAGACAGAGAGGAAGAAUUGAAACAAGUAGAAUUGGCUGUGUUGAAGCAUAUUUCAAGACUGAGAAAAGCCUACUACUUCUACAGUACCUUAGGCUGCAAUCUUUCUCCUGAUGGCACUUAUGUCCUGACUAAGAUGCAGUUUUGGAGGUUUCUGAAGGACUGCGAGUUUCAUCUCUCCUCUUUAACUCUCGCUGAAAUGGAUCGGCUCUUGGGAGGUAAAAAACAACCUAAGGAUUGUCAUUGUCUACAUGAGGUAUUCCUGUUCAGAAAAUUUGUAUCCUCCCUUGUUCACCUGGCAUUUUAUAUCUAUCAUGAAGAGUACAAGGACGAAGUUCCUCAUCUGCAGAAAUGUUUCUGCAAGAUGAUGUCCAGUAAUGUUCUGCCCUCUGCCUGUCAAGUCCAAGGUAUCUUAUAUUCUGGUGAAGAAUUCACAUCUUUUGCCUUUAGCUACAUUCACAAAUGCUGGGAAAUAUACACAUAUUUCUGUAGACCAUAUUCCAGACCUCCAUUUGGAUCCACAGUGAAGCUGAGGCAAUUCCUCUGGAUGUUGGAUGAUUUUAAACUUCUCAGUGAACAAUUAACUGCUCCAAGAGUUUUGGGAAUAUUUGUCAAAAUUGGUGCCUCUCUACCUAGCAUCCGUGGUGUCAACCUGGAGUUGGAGAUGGUUUUUCUCGAAUUUUUUGAAGCUCUUCUUGAAUGUGCAUUGGUGUAUGUAACUGAGGAUAUGAUCCUGAAGAAAGAAGCUCAAGAUAAUCAGAAAAGAAGUAGCUUUGAAAUCAAGAAGCUAUCCAAGGAAAACUCAGCUGUGUCUCUCACAGGACAUUCUCCACCCCAGCUACCGAGACCUUGUGAAGACACAGACCCUGCUCAUCAACCUUCUCUACUGGAAACUCUUCUCUCAUUUCCCAUAACUCCUGGAGAAAGCAAAGACGAUAUGUCAUUGACCAACAAGGAUAUAAAGGAAGAACAAGAUUCCUGUCCAGAAAAUGAAUUGACAGAUGAAGAAAAAGAAGAUAAAGAUGAAGAAAAGGAGCUAUUUAGUCUCUGGAUCUGUCAGGUGGAAAUCUUUUUCCUAACUAAGUUAUUCCCUGCUUUUGAGCAUGAAAGAUUGCUGAGGGAUAAAAUAAAAGAAAAAAAAAAGCAGGAUGCUGAAUUAGCUCUUCUGAGAAAGAUCCAGGCUGAGGAGCUGGAAAGACUUAUUGCUGAAAAAGAAGUAGAAGAGGCUAAAAGGCAAGAAGCAGCUGCAGCAGAAAGGGCACUUGCCUUGCAGAGUGCAGCAUUAGAGGGGAGUGUCAAGCCUGGAGAGGAGCCUUGUGAAAUAAAGAUACAUCUUGGGAUAGAGUCCUCUCCUGGAGAGGUCUCUAGCUGAAGAAAGAGGCCCCCAAGAGAGAACCCUCACCAAAGAAGCCCAGAAGGCAGCGCCCACAGGUACCAAGGCACCUGCUCACAAAAAGAAAAAUAAAUAAAUCAUCUGCUGGCAACUGCUGAAGCUUCAAGCAAGUACUCUUCAAAUAAGAAAAAAAAACCAAACCAACCCC
Messenger RNA from Poecile atricapillus (Black-capped chickadee), 2804 nucleotides. Its product is annotated as radial spoke head 10 homolog B-like. The transcript has 20 exons. NCBI's taxonomy places the organism in Eukaryota, Metazoa, Chordata, Aves, Passeriformes, Paridae. The coding region runs from base 65 to 2635 and encodes 856 amino acids. The record is from RefSeq and is a predicted model, not a curated record.